AUGUCCGUUGAAUUCUGCAAGACCUACUCGCAACUUAUCGGGUUAUCUCCGGACGCCCCAGCUUCUGCGUUCCACUCCACCGAAAACUACAACCAGUUGGGCUCGUUGGGCCCGAGCUUGCCCAAAGUGGAGCACGCGUUCCCAAAGACCCGCACGCCGGCCCUGCAAGACGCGGCCGUCGACAUCCACUUGCGGUCGAUCCGCCCCCCAUACAAGUUCUCUACAACGUUGCAAAGCGUGCACUCUUCCCAGUCCGUAUACAAGGUCAAAAGUCUUUUGGUGUCUGCCGUGGACGCGUUGCAGCAGGCAGGCGUCACGCCGUCCAACUUGAAGUUCAUGAUCAAGUCGAAAGUGCUCACGGACUCCACCUCUAUUUCCUCUUUGGUGCCGGACGGCACGGAACUCUCCAUCACCGUCAUGGUUUCUGCGCCCUCGGCCGACAAGUCGCCAGAACCCGCCGCUGGUUCCGACGCUGACCCCCCUGCCAUAUCUGCCGGAACAUGGGGCAAGAUCCACGACCUCUUGGUGGCCGAAGUGGGCGCCGAGAACGGCCAGCGGAUCCUUGGCAAGUUCCGUUCCGUGGCCUAG
Messenger RNA from Metschnikowia bicuspidata var. bicuspidata NRRL YB-4993, 588 nucleotides. RefSeq lists its product as uncharacterized. The coding region runs from base 1 to 588 and encodes 195 amino acids. Lineage: Eukaryota; Fungi; Ascomycota; Pichiomycetes; Serinales; Metschnikowiaceae. The record is from RefSeq and is a predicted model, not a curated record. The transcript has a single exon. Gene Ontology annotation, molecular function: protein binding.